Saprolegnia diclina VS20 is the source of this 1116-nucleotide messenger RNA. RefSeq lists its product as hypothetical. The transcript has a single exon. The coding region runs from base 168 to 1064 and encodes 298 amino acids. The record is from RefSeq and is a predicted model, not a curated record. Lineage: Eukaryota; Oomycota; Saprolegniomycetes; Saprolegniales; Saprolegniaceae.
CUGCCACGUCAUCGUGCAGAUUCGACGACCGCGGCCGCUUGCAGCUUUGGUCAAUCCAUGGGCAUGGACUGCCUCGAAACCCGCGGAGUCAAAAGGCCGAUACCAUCUCGCCGCUCAACGGAGCCUGCGCUGACGAGCUGUCCGUGGCAUGGCAUUCCGAAGGCGAUAUGCGAGCAACUCGUACGGCGUCGUUCGAAGUGCACGUCGAAAUCAAUCUCGCCGGUGAUCGGCCUCGCCACGAGCUCAGUUUUCAAUUGGCCUUGAUGUCCUUGCUCGAGAACGUCGCCGCCGGCUUGCGCAAAGCAGCCUCCGGGCAGCUCGACCUCCACGACAUGCUUUCGUCGAGUCGCAGCGGCAACGAAGCGCCGUCGGGGCCACCCGCCUUUAGCGGCUACGUGCGCAAGCAAGGCAGCUUUGUCAAGAACUGGAAGCGGCGCUACAUGGUGCUGCACGACGACACGCUCUUCUACUACGUCUCGGAGCGCGCGACGACCAAGCCGCGCGGCUUCUUCCGCGUCACAGGCAUCGCGUAUGCGCCGGACCUGCCGCAUGGUCUCAUCGCCGACGGCACGGGCACGCGCCGCCUCAAGUUUACGCUCGCCGACAACGACGAGUGCGACGCAUGGUACGACACCCUCUCCGAGCGCCUACACCGCACCGGCCUAGAGCGCGCGCAGAGCGUGCCCUCGGGGGGUGCGAGCCCGCCUGGUGUGUGGCACAAGGCCAUGUCCGAAGGCAGUGGCGCCGCCGCCUUUGGCCGACUCGCUCGCCACGCAGCGGCCAAUACGAACCUCAAGCACGUCGAGUCGGCGGCGACGCUCGUGAGUCCCGAGCUCGGCGCAGCUGUACACGAAGCGGCACCUGUCUUGCGCCAAGGACAAAAGCUGCUUCGGCAACACGAAAAGAAGUCGACACGAAGCGCCGCCAAGCAGCCUCGCCGCGCCAACAAGCGGGCCGAGGCCGAGGCCGACGACGAGGCGGAUGCCAGCCCCGCGAGCGAUGCGGAUGUCGCCGCCGACGACGGUGCAGACAGCGAAGACGAGAGCAUUAGCAGCCAUCCUUAAGACAAAGUCCAUACAUACAUAUUUGAAGAAUUGGCUGGCGCCACGUUGACAC